Tachysurus vachellii is the source of this 2968-nucleotide messenger RNA. Its product is annotated as membrane cofactor protein-like. The record is from RefSeq and is a predicted model, not a curated record. The coding region runs from base 210 to 1673 and encodes 487 amino acids. Lineage: Eukaryota; Metazoa; Chordata; Actinopteri; Siluriformes; Bagridae. The transcript has 14 exons.
AUGAGGGGCGGAGCCGAGCAGCCAGGGACUGUUACUGAGAAACAUAAGAGGAUGUCGAAUUAACGGAGGAAGAAAAAGAUAACGGUGACUAUUUACAUUAUUGUAACUGGUGCAGAAGAAUCGUGAGAGAAACUGACACCAAUGAUUUUUUUCCCAGACGUUUAAAGGUGCAAUAGUGGAUACUCGCACAAACAACCUAAAAUUUGAAGAUGUUGCGUUACAUAAUUUUCUUCUCUACACUUCUCAUGAUAGCUGUAACAGUCCGAGCCCAAUGUGACACACCUGUUGUUGGAGGAAACCGGAUUAUGACUGAAGGAUUACAACAAGGGCCUUUUCCUGAAGGAUCCACUAUAAAGUUCAAAUGUUCCACCGGUUAUGUUCCUGAGCGACUAGCUUCCAGCUCAAUCACCUGCAUGGGAACCCAGUGGAGUGAACUCGAACUUCAGUGCAGAAAAAAGAGCUGUGGGAAUCCUGGUGAGAUAACCAAUGGAAAGUAUGAGUAUCAACCUACAGACGCAGUUUUGUUUGGAGCGGUCAUCACAGCAGUGUGUAAUAAAGGUUACCAGCUUGUUGGAUAUGAAAUUAGAAAUUGCAGAGAAACUGGUUGGGAUGGAAGACCUCCUCUAUGUGAAGCGGUGAAGUGUCAAGCGCCUCCUGAUGUAACAGAUGGAACGUUUGAACCAGCCGAAGAAUUUUAUGCCUAUGGAGACGGAGUCACAUACUCUUGUAAAAGAGGUCUUAAUCUUAUUGGAUCUUCAACAAUAAUAUGCUCAGAUAAGGGACAUUUUCGGCCUGAUCCUCCUCAGUGUCUGCUUGUGACCUGUGAGAGACCCGAAAUCCUAAACGCAGUUAGAAUUGAAGGAAAAUCGCCACCUUAUAAAUACAGUGAGUUUGUUCGCUACCAGUGUAAUAAAGGCUACAAAAUGGAAGGAUAUGAUCGCAUGAUCUGUACAGAGAAAGGCUGGGAUCCACCUCCUCCUCAGUGCACCGUUAUGACCUGUGAGACACCCGAAAUCCUAAACGCAUUUAGAAUUGAAGGAAAAUCGCCACCUUAUAAAUACAGAGACUUUGUUCGCUACCGGUGUAAUGAAGGCUACAAAAUGGAAGGAUCUGAUCGCAUGAUCUGUACAGAGAAAGGCUGGGAUCCACCUCCUCCUCAGUGCACCGUGGUGAAGUGUAAACCGCCUCCUGCUGUAACAGAUGGAACGUUUAAUCCAGACAAAGAACAAUAUACCUAUGGAGAUGAAGUCACAUACUCUUGUAAAAGAGGUCUUAAUCUUGUUGGAUCUUCAGUAUUAACAUGCUCAGAUAAGGGACAUUUUCAGCCUGAUCCUCCUCAGUGUCUGCACACAACCUGUGAUGCACCCCACAUUAUUAAUGGAUUUAUAAUCGGGGACGAGUCAACAUUUUACAGAUAUAAGUCAUCAGUCCGGGUCGAGUGUUACAGCUUUUACAAGAUGGAAGGGUCUGAUAUCCUGACCUGUGAGGAAAACGGAUGGAAUCCACCUUCUCCCAAGUGCUAUUUCAAUUUGGUUUGGAUUAGUGCAGUUAUAAUAGUAGCACUGAUUUUUUUUUUUCUAGUUCUUUGCAUUGUCUACUGCUACAUGAAAUUCAGAAAACCUAGUGAAUCUCCACCCGUUCUCUGGGAUGAAGCAACUGAUGCCAUUUUAUAGCCUCACUAUUGAUAAAAAAUCAGAUUAUAUAUAAAGACUGCCCCAAACCUGAAAACUGUUCUCUGGUCACUAUAAACCCUAGAGUUCCUCCAACAGAGGAAACCUUGAAGAAAAACUCCUACUGACUCACAUUCCAGGCUCUCUCUGGCUACGUAAACGUUUGGAGACUUUUUUUUUUGCAGCGCUGUGAGAUUUAUUGCUUUAGGUUAUUGAAUAGCCUUAGCAUGUAUCUACAAGGAAAACUAAGCUCUCUGCUUUCCAUUUUGCAAAGCAAAAUGUCUGCUAUAUUUGUACAACUACCACAGCUCAAUUAGGAAUGAAUGUUUUUUUGUUAUGGUGUGCUAAAUAUUGUGUAACAUGAAGAAUCAGUUUUUGGUGCAGGUAGCAACACAAAAUUGUAAGUUCACAGACUGAAGUGAAUGAAAAAUAUCAACGAUUAGCUGUUACUUUGCAAUAGAAUGUUCUAUAAGUUACACAUUUUAUUUUGGAGAAAAAAUAUUUCUUACUUUAAUUAUUAAGAGCAGCAGAAUUUAUGUUCAUACUGUAAUACGUUAUACGGCCCUACUGAUAGAUAUUAGCGGAUGUUUUUAAGUCGAAAUAAGUGAAUUACUCCCCAUAAUGGGAAAGGAAAAUAUUACAGCAUUUCAUUUGUAAGGAAUGAAUCACACCAGUCUUCUGUAAUAGGAAAAUAAUUAAUCAUAUGUUAUUCUCCCCAAAGAUUAUUUUCAUGUUUUAAUCCUUUUCAACAAUAGAAUUUGACUAAGUUUAAUUUUUAUUUAAUUUUUAUUUAUUAAAAAAUGUUUCAAGAAGAAACAUAGUCCUGAAUCAUGUCCUGAACACUUUAUGAACACGUGUUUUGUUAAGCAAACCGUUUUUUUUGGCUGUUUAAUCAUUUGCCAUUACACUUUCAUUUUUUGCAGCAUUCACCAUAUAUGUCUAUGUGAAGUCAGUCAGUAUAAAAAAGUGCACUAAUAGAAAAUUGGAUUAUGAUUGAAUCAGGGAAACAUACUUUUCCUCAUGGCUCCAUUGUAAUAUAAUGUAUUACAAAUGUUCCAUCGGUUAUGUGCCUGUGAAAGCUUCAUCUUCCAGGUCAGUCUUCUGCGUCAGAACCCAAUGGAAUGAACUUGAACUCCAGUGCAAACGUAACUGGUCUAUAAACAUCUUUUUAGGUUGAGCUUCAUUUUCUGUAUUUUUCAAAUAUCUGAGCAAGUCAAAAGUAGGAACAAAUGUAAAAAUCAAUGUCUUUUUUUUUUUUUUGCACAGAAAUCACAGCACAGUGUAAUAAAGUGUUUAAA